Messenger RNA from Peromyscus maniculatus bairdii (prairie deer mouse), 5513 nucleotides. NCBI's taxonomy places the organism in Eukaryota, Metazoa, Chordata, Mammalia, Rodentia, Cricetidae. The record is from RefSeq and is a predicted model, not a curated record.
AGUGCUCUUAACCUCUGAGCCAUCUCUCCAGCCCUAGUUACUUGUUUUAAGCUUAACUUUGAAAACAUAUACAGGGGGCUAAAUAAGGCUUAUCCCUGUAAUUAAUUAUAUUAGUACUUAGCAUGACUAUAAUUAAAGAAUUUGAUCAUUUAUGAGAUGACUGGCCAUUAAUUUGUGUUCCUUCACAGUCUACAAUAAGUUAGCAGCUUUCAUAAGACUAGGACUUUACAUUCCAUUUCUGUUAAAGGUGACUGACCAUUAACCUGUAUUUCUUAAUGAUCCUUAGUUGUUUACAAUAAGUUAGUAGCUUUUUUAAGAAUAGGACUUUAUGUUCCAUCCCUGUUAAGUUUAGCCUUAAAAAUAAUGAUUUUGAAUGGAAGUUCUUCUCGUAUCAAGAUAAAACUUUUAAAUCACAGAUAAUGGGCUCAGUAAAGGAACCACAAUAGCCAUCCCGUGGGUGAAAGUGGAACAAGUUUGUUCCAAACUGCUAAGCCUGUCUCCUGAGAAGGCAAAGAAAAGAGGUGGGAAAGAUCCCCAGGGCCAAAUGGGAACAGGACAAAAGGGGCAUGUGAGUUGGGGUGGGGCCUGUGGGCAAGGACUGAGGGAGCCCAGAGGCCAGCACUGUCCUUGACAAGCCAUUGGGGCCCCUGCUCAAAUGUCCAGCCCUGGGAAAAGGACCUUCUCAGGGGACCAGACAUUCCAUUAUAGAAUAUAUCUUAUUUAUCAAAUAUAUGAUGCCACUUAAUCUAAAUUCUGUAGAAAUUUGGUGUUGAACACUUGGCAAAGACAUAAAUACUUAGGUGUAAAUUUCUAAAUCAGCUUUUGUUACUCUGACUAGACCUUUAUAACCUAAAACUUUUAACAUAUAGAUAGAGUAUAUCCUAAACCAGAGUUGAAUCACAUAUACAGUAUGUUGUAAGAAAUAUAACCUUACAUUUCUAUCAUCAUACGAAAGUCUGUACCAGUCCAAAAUAUUUGAGACUUCUUGCUUUCUUAGUCUAAAAGGAAAUACCAUGAACAGAGAGCUCAUUAGGACUAGGAAGUGUCACAUGAUAUAUAUGCUUUAAUUUUAGUAAAGAUGAUUGCCAGCCAUGUGGCUGCCUACAUCCUGACAAAGUCACAAGCCAAAUGGAGGAAAGCCACAUGGUUACUAUUUAAAAUGUUUUCUUAAACAAUAGUUAAAUCUAAGUUACAUGCACAGAGUUGAAUCCAAGUUACAUACACAUAUACACUGACUUAAAUCCAGCUUACAUUGACCCAUAUAGAGUUAAAUCUAAGUCACAUAUGUACAGAUAUACAUACAUACAUAUAACUUAAACAAGACACACAUAUAUACAUAUAUAUAUCCAUGUGUAGAAUUUUAAUUGUAAGCCUUUCAUUAUAAGUUUAAAGCUAAAUUUUGUUACAUAUGAUACAGAUUUUAAACCAUAUCCAAUGAGCAAUUUACAAAUCCUGAGAUAAGAGUUUACAGCAUAAUCUUAACAUUAUUUUUUCUUUUGAGAACAGAGUACAAAGAAAUCAGAGAUAAAAGACUUAGGAGUGGGAAGAGGUAAGGGAAGUAUAGCAGAGCAACUUUAUGUAUAAGGUAUUUGUGGAUCAUUUGUUUGUGGCAGUAGCAGUUAUUAAUAAUUGAUGAGAAUUUGGAAAUUACAUUUGCCAACUUUGGCCAUUGACUUGUACUGAGGCCAAGAUGUUGUAAUAAAAUCUGAGUCUAUGGAGGAAGAGAGAGGGGGUCAUAAAGUGGAACACUGUACCAGUGUGUUCUUAAGUUCCAAGGGGAAGUUGAGAGUGAAAGUGAACUUCAGGGCUGCAUGCGGAAACUGGGAGACAGCACAGUGGAUCUGCAGUCUGGCUGCCAGGUGAGGGAAAGCCCGGAAGGAGCAGAAGAAAAGGGAGGUUUCCACAUCGGUCAGCAGGCUGCAAGGGCCAGAGCCAAGUGGGGAAUACAGUAGGCUGUUCCCAGGCUGCUUAUCUGGCUCCUGCAGCCUGCUACUCACAUGUAUCCAUGUGGAAAACAAUGCCGGAAGAAUUGGACUCUAUAAAAUUUGGGAUUAGAUUCACUCAGACAGAUGAUCCAUACAUCCAUUACUGAGGGUUAGAUCAGCAGAUACUGCAGGGGAGAACCAGUGUAUGCUGAACAGGAUGAAGCUGCCCUCCCUGUCUCUAACUCUCAUGUUGCAAUAAACAUACCCACAGAACACUUACAAAAUUUAGAGAGUCUUGGAGCAAAGAGAAAGAAAGUAGAGAAUUCUUUCUCAGUUCUCCCUGGUCCACGGUAUACUAAGGCCAGAUUUGAUUUGAAAAGAGUUGUCAGAAGGUCUCCAAAAGACAUCCCACAGGAGCAAGGAGGCUUUUGACACAGUUCCCAAGGAUGAGGCAGAGAGAAGUCCAGAAUGUGAGAGCCUCGAACAUCCCCAGGACAUGGAGUACUGAACAGUGAAGAGAAGGCACAGGCUGUUCAGUGCAUCAUCAUGCAAGAAUGAGCGCCAAGGGCUAAGAGCCUGAGUGAGUCACCUGGUAACAGGACUUUGAGAAAGGAUGCAGUGACCUAUGAAGAUGUGCAUGUGACCUUCACCCAAGAAGAGUGGGCUUUGCUGGAUCCUUCCCAGAAGAGACUCUACAAAGAUGUGAUGUUUGAAACCUACCAGAACCUCACUGAUAUAGGCUACAAAUGGGAAGACCAGAAUAUUGAAGAACAUUGUCAAAGUUCUAGAAGACAUGGAAGGUAUAUCAUCUGUCACUCUGGACAUAAGCCAUGUGAUCCUAAGGGAUAUGGAAAGAAGAAAUGUACCUAUCUUUCUCCCAGAAACAUUAGAAGAUAUGUAGUAGUUCCCACUAUGGGAAGACAUGGUAAUCCUGAUACGAGUGUACAGUUAGUUGGAUCUCCAACUUCAUUGGGAAUACAUCAACAUAAGUACCAUGGAGAAAAGCCUUAUAAGUGCAAGGAAUAUGGAAAUUCUUCUGCCUGUCCUCAUUCAUGUUGCACAUGCAGUGUGACUCACACUAAAGAAAAAUGUUAUGAAUGCAAUCAGUGUUUUAAAGCUCUGAGUUCUUCCAGUUCUCUUCAAAGAUGUUUAAAAAUUCAUAUGGGAAAAGGAUUCCAUAAACAAGAGCCAUGUACUAAAGAUUUUAACCAUCAUAGGAAUCAUCAAACACACAAAAGAACCCAUAAUGAAGAGGUAACCUGUGAACGUAAACAAUGUGAUAAAACAUUUAGACUUCAUUCUACUUUACAAUUACCCCAAAGAACUCAUUUGAAAAUAAAACCCUCUGAAUAUAAUAAAGGCGAGAAACCCUUUGAAUGUCACAGUCAUCUACAAGUACCUAGAACUCAUACUACAAAGAAACAAUAUGAAUGUCAUCAAUGUGGAAAAACCUUUGUACGUCCCAGUCAUCUUAAAAUACAUGAAAGAAUUCAUACUGGAGAGAAACCUUAUAAAUGUAAACAAUGUGAUAAAGCCUUUGUAAGUACUGGUGAUCUUCAAAAGCAUGUAAAAAGUCAUACUGGAGAGAAACCUUAUGAAUGUAAGCAAUGUGGUAAAGCCUUUGCACGUAAAAGUCGUCUUCACCGUCAUGAAAGAGGUCAUAAUGGAGAGAAACCCUAUGAAUGUCAGCAAUGUGGUAAAGCUUUUGCAGAUCCUAGUAAUCUGAAACAACAUAAAAGAAGUCAUACUGGAGAGAAACCCUAUGAAUGUCAUCAAUGUGGUAAAGCCUUUGGAGAUCCCAGUAAUCUUAAACAUCAUAAAAGAAGUCAUACUGGAGUGAAGCCCUAUGAAUGUAGUCAAUGUGGUAAAGCCUUUGUAAGUAGUGGUGAUCUCCAAAGGCAUGAAAGAAGGCAUACAGGAGAGAAACCCUAUGUAUGUAAUCAGUGUGGUAAAGCCUUUGCAUACCGUAAUAAUCUUCACCAACAUGAAAGAAGUCAUACAGGAGAGAAACCCUAUGAAUGUAAACAAUGUGGAAAAGCCUUUGCAUAUCUUAGUAAUCUUCAACAGCAUAAAAAAAGUCAUACUGGAGAGAAACCCUAUGAAUGUCAUCAAUGUGGUAAAGCAUUUGCACAUAAAUAUCAUCUUCACACUCAUGAAAGAACUCAUACUGGAGAGAAACCCUAUGAAUGUAACCAAUGUGGUAAAGCUUUUGCAUACUCCAGUAAUUGUAAAAAACAUGAAAGAAGUCACACUAGAGAGAAAUCCUAUGAAUGUAAUAAAUGUGGUAAAGCCUUUGCACAUCUCAACAGUCUUCAAAUGCAUGAAAUAGAUCAUACCAGAGAGAAACCCCUUAGAUGUAAUAAAUGUGGCAAAGCUUUUGCAUGUAACAGUCAUCUGCAAAAUCAUGAAAGAAGACAUACUAGAGAAUAAUUCCAUGAAUAAAUGAGGUAAAGCUUUUUAUACUAGGCAAAGACUCUAGAACCAUGUGGUGUCCAGCAAGACCAUCAACAGUGGUGAAGUGGAACCAGUCAGCACUUAGAAAAGAAGCUGUAUAUGCUGCAGAAGGCUCAGCCCAAAAAAUUACCCAAACCCUUUGGAGAAGCCCAGAAGAUUUUGAGUGGAUUUCUGUCAUUGAAUGUGGUAUUAUUCAUAUUGUGGGAGUUUGUUUUCACUUUUUUCAGAUUGUGACUGCCCUGUUUCUUCCUUUUUGAAGGGAGAAAGUAUUUAAUUUAAUUUUGAUUUCUUUUUACUUGAGCAAUAGUUGAAAAGCUUUAAAAUUUUAAAAAAGAUUUUGGGUUUUCAGUGAGACUGGACAUUUUUAAAAAGAAAUUUUAAUAUUUUUAAAUUUGUAGAAAUUAUGUGAUUUCUAAUAAACUGUCUCUCUUUUAAUGUAAGGUCUUGUAAAUGAAUAAGAAAGGAAAAGUUGAGGCUUUGUUGUGAUAUGUUUGUGUAUCAAGUUGACAGUUUGAUUCCUAGUACCCACAUCAAAUGGCUCAGAACAGCUUAUAAAGCCUUGUUCUGGAGAUCUGAUGUACUCUUCAGGCUUCCUUGGGCACAAGGUAUGGAAGUGGAGCAAAUACAGGUGUAUAUGCAUGCACAUAUGUGUGUUUGUAUGACUCCAUAUUUUUAAAAGAGCUUUCUUAAUGUAUAUGUUAUAAUUUUUUUAAUUAAAAUAAAAUAAGUUUAAUUUUGGUGUAUUGUCAGAACACCAUCUGGGAAAGGAGUCAUUUGAGAAUUCUAAAUGCUUAUGUUAACACUCUAAGCAAACAAGACACAAGGCUUUACGACCUCAUUUUCUUCAAACCAUGGUAUUAUUGUCCUUGGAAUGUGUUUUUGUGCUUCUCCCAGGUGUAGCAGAUAGGUGUGAGUUGACUUCAGAUUACUCAUUAUUGUUUGCUGUUGUGAUUCAGUGAAAUGUUUGAACUGUCCUUUAUAUGCUUGUAUGGAAAAACAUGUUUUUGUCCCAUGUGUCUUGUUUUUAAUCAUUAUAUGCAGCUUGAACUCAGGAGAACUCUACUCAUAUGACCUUUAUAACCUGCAAAGUAUAAGUUUUCUGGGGCAUGGAAUAAAGUUGGCUAUUGUAUGAGA